Messenger RNA from Candidozyma haemuli, 1014 nucleotides. RefSeq names its product protein-arginine omega-N methyltransferase (gene HMT1). The coding region runs from base 1 to 1014 and encodes 337 amino acids. Gene Ontology annotation, cellular component: nucleus. The record is from RefSeq and is a predicted model, not a curated record. Lineage: Eukaryota; Fungi; Ascomycota; Pichiomycetes; Serinales; Metschnikowiaceae. The transcript has a single exon. Gene Ontology annotation, biological process: peptidyl-arginine methylation. Gene Ontology annotation, molecular function: protein-arginine N-methyltransferase activity.
AUGUCUGCCACCGAUAAAAACACAUUGCCGUUCACUGAACAGCAUUACUUCUCCUCGUACGACCAUUUUGGUAUCCACGAGGAGAUGCUUAAAGACACCUCCAGAACCUUGUCUUACAGAUCUGCCAUGUACAAAAACAAGCACUUGUUCAAGGACAAGAUUGUGUUGGAUGUCGGUUGCGGUACUGGUAUCUUGUCUAUGUUUGCUGCUAAGGCUGGUGCCAAGCAUGUCUACUCUGUUGAUAUGUCUAACAUCAUUGAAAAGGCCCAAGAGAUCAUCUCAUUGAAUGGUUUCGAAGACAAGAUCACCUUGUUGAAGGGUAAGUUGGAGGACAUUGACUUGCCAGUGGACCAUGUUGACAUCAUCGUGUCUGAGUGGAUGGGCUACUUCCUUUUGUACGAGUCCAUGUUGGACACUGUCUUGUACGCUAGAGACAAGUACUUGGUUGAGGGUGGCUUGAUCUUGCCUGACAAGUGCUCCAUGUACAUUGCUGGUAUUGAGGAUGGUCAAUAUAAGGAUGAUAAGAUCCAUUACUGGGAAGAUGUCUACGGUUUCGACUACUCUCCAUUUAUCAAGGUGGCCAUGGCUGAGCCUUUGGUUGACACUGUGGAGAACAACUCUUUGAUCACUACUCCACACAAGUUCUUUGAGUUUGAUAUCAACACCGUCACCAAGGAGCAAUUAUCCUUCCAUAGACUGUUCUCUAUCGAUGCUAUCGAUAGCGACUUGUGCCAUGCCUACAUCGUUUGGUUCGACUGUGACUUCCCAGGUGAUGAGAAGGUCACUUUGUACACUGGUCCAAUGAAGGCCUACACUCACUGGAAGCAGACCGUCUUUUACAUGGAUCAAGUUCUUGAUUUGCGUAAGGGUGACAAGAUCAAGGGUCUGAUUGCCUCGAGACCAAACGCUUCCAACCCUCGUGAGGUCGACAUUGAGAUCCAAUGGAAGGUGGACACCGUCUCCUCCGACAAGUCUCGCGAGCAGCAGGGUAAGUACAACUACUUCAUGCGUUAA